Daldinia decipiens is the source of this 2882-nucleotide messenger RNA. RefSeq lists its product as uncharacterized. The transcript has a single exon. NCBI's taxonomy places the organism in Eukaryota, Fungi, Ascomycota, Sordariomycetes, Xylariales, Hypoxylaceae. Bases 251 to 2197 code for a protein of 648 amino acids. The record is from RefSeq and is a predicted model, not a curated record.
UAGGGCUUCCUCCCCUCGUCGGCUUGUAAGACUUGCUUAGGGCGGGAUUCACCUUCCCCUGCUACCUAUGACGUAAGUGAGACUGAGUAGGAUGUCUGGUAGAAUCAAGUCCCUUACUAUCAAGCCCUGUACCAUGGUGGUAUGGUCUACAUUCGCUUUAAAGUUUCGCGCUAUCACUCCUCCUCCAUCUGCAUUUGGUAUUUUCCAUAUCCAUGACACGCGAUUUAGGUUGUUGGUAAUCCAUGAGUAAAUGCCCAUAUUACCGCCUGGGUCCGGGUUUGACCUUUUCUGUCAUAUCAUCCUGGUAGUAUACAUUGCCAUAUUUAUCUUCCUCAACGCCAACCACGUUCGAAAUCUUAUCUUAGCUGUGGCCGACAUGAUGGAUCCGCAGACACCUAGGAAACUAUUCAAGCCUUCGAGUAAAACGAAGACGUCAACUCCCUCAAAAAAACAAAGACCAACUACAUCCGCUCACUCAAGCGUUCAAUCCCGGGAAGUCCUGACUCCGACAGAGACAGUUAGUCGAAGCACGACUGCGCUUAGUGGCGCGUCAGAGGUUAUAGCGAGUACUGUAGAUAAUUUGAGAGGGGAAAAGGACGCUUCGUCCGAAGCGAAUAACCUUGUUAAGAGUAUUGGCGGGAAGCCUCGAGAAAUCCUCCGUUCUUCGAGUAACGAUCUCCCCGAACCCUCGGAUCCUACAGACGCCCCAAAUUCACCGACAGACGUUGCUAGAUAUUUCGCCGAACAGGGAAAUUUAGAAAUGAGUACCUUCGUAUCCGCGCUCGCUGGCAGGACUUCGCACGACCAGACAGAAGUGGCUAGUAAUGGCGCUGGAACACCGAGAGCUAACACUAAUACGGGGGAUCACGGCGACAACUUAGUUGAUGCGGUAUCUGAGUCGAUGAAACAAUUGCCUAAUGAUGAUGCUUUGAUCGUUUCUCCGAACGAGCGAACAAAAGAAAUGCUCGAAAAAAUAGCUAGCGACACAACGAACAAGACACCUGAUUUUGCGAGUUUAACUGGGGGAGAAAGUAAAGACGAUGACAUAAUUGACGAACAUUCGCCGAAGGUAUCUGAUACUGAGAAGCUAAGUCAAGAAAAUAACAUUAUCAACAAAAUACCGGAUCAUCAUCGACCUGCAGAUGUUUUUAAAGAGGCCGAAGGAGUUAUAAGUAGUCCGGAAGGGCUGGUAUCUGAUGCUACGCCAAUUAAUACUAUCGGCGAACCUAACACGGGUAUUCUUUCAGAGGAAGCACAUAUUAGGGUAUCGAGGGGAGAGCCCGAACCAGGUAUUUCGGCUCAUGGUACUACGGACAGCAUUAAACAAGAUCCAGCUUCUAGCACUUUGGGGGUGUUAGAUGAUGAUACGCGGGUUGCAGAUAACAUGGGCCAGCCGGCGCAUAUUGAACGAAGAAUUGAGAUCCCACUCCCUCGCCCUGAAAAGAUUGUUGGCAGCCCAUCUGAAGAGGCAAAGCCGGAAGCAAAUAAUAUAUCCGUUGGCCUCGGCGAUCCCGAUGACCUGCCUGAUGUCCAAGGUUUACCAGGUGCAGACGAUUUACAAGAUCCGCCAGAAGAAGUCCUGGACCCUUCCGUGCACUCUCCAUCUUCUAAUGUUACCCCUAUUCCGAAGAUCCCAAAGAUUACACCCAUUGACAUGGCGCCGCCUCCUGAUCUACUCCGCCUCGCACAUGGCCUUGGCGGCGGUGUUGUCGACGAUGUCGGUAGCAUUGUAGACGCGUCAGGAAAGGUACUCGGCCACGCGACGGGAGACCUCCCUGCUAUGGUAGGUAGAAAGGUUGCAGACAACGGCGAAGUCUACGGAGAAAGCGGAGAAGUCAUUGGAUACGUUUCUGAUAAUUUCACUAGCCCACCGCCACCUGUUGAUAUCCCCGAAAACGUGCUCGGGGGGUUGAAGAUAGAUCAUGAUGGCAAUAUCCUCGACACAAAUGGUAACAUAAUCGGUCGCUUCAAUGAGAAGGCCGGGGAGAAUGUCAAUUUAGCGCCUUUUAUGAAACGGUCCAAGCCAAACGAAUCCCGGGCCGAGGAUAGGAAACCUGAUGAGGAAAAGCCGAAAGUCAAUGCUCAUACAGGAGGAAGCCCUUCAGACAUCUUCCUAGAUGUGAAGUCUACGACUGACGGUAUUCAACUUACAAUUCGCAUCCCUACGACAUUUGGAAGGCAGUCACAAGAUUCAUAGGCACAUGGACAUCUCAUGAUUUGGGGUUGUAUGUCUUUAAUUACGGUCAAUGGCGCAUCAAACAAGGUCCCGUAACAUGUGGUAAAUGUUAAUGAGCUUAUAAUCUCGAAUUUUCCUUUGCCGUACAGGUACUGGUACGUCUGAGUAGUGAUAUUUGCUUCAUAUCAGAGAAUUGAAAAUCUCGAUACGAGCAACAUAUUUACGAAAUUAAUAGAUACCUUAGGUAGCCAGCCGUCUUCAGAAAGCAUAUACCAUGUAUAAGAGAUGUGAGCAAUCUAACUCUUGAUGACAUAUCGGCCGAGAGAACGCAUACGCCACUGCAUUACGCUGCUAAUGACGUCUAUCUGAUGGCGACCCAUGUCUAAUGUGGCUUGCUAAACUGCAAUAAAAACAGGUUGAGGCGAAUAGCACCGUGCUCAUCCCGCAUCGGAACUUGAGUUGGUGAUUGGCCACCCUUUUGGUACAGAUUAGCAAAUAGAAAAGCCGGAUCUAGUUCAACAUGACCAUGUGAGUCCACUUUCAGCUUUGAAGUAUCCAGUGCUGCUUAAUAUCUACUUAAAAGUAUGAUACAGGAUUAAUCAAGCGGCACUGGACUUAUCCUAACCUGACCCAGCCACUUAACCUUUAAAAGUGAUAGGGGAGUGUUAAUGUGGCUUCCGUAGCUAAGACGAGGGCCACCAUCAUC